Molecule: messenger RNA, 947 nt
Organism: Herpailurus yagouaroundi (jaguarundi)
Lineage: Eukaryota; Metazoa; Chordata; Mammalia; Carnivora; Felidae
Gene: SPATA45
Product: spermatogenesis associated 45
Exons: 5
Coding region: 552-845 (97 amino acids)
Source: RefSeq, a predicted model, not a curated record
CUCCAUUCAGGGUCAGGCAGCCGGCUUUGGGCCCGUUCUGCAGCUCGGCGCUCACCUUUCCGGGGGGCUCGCCUCCCGGCACCAGGAGAGUGAGCCCGAGUGUGAGCCGCGAACCUCAGCCCGAGUAGUCGGAGUCCGCAGGCGAAGCAGAUGUACUCGAGCGCCUCCAGGCCCGCGGUCACCCUGCGCCAGGCCCCGCCCCAACAACGUCAUGUCACCGCGGGUGACGGCCCGCUGACCAAUCAGUGGGAGUCGCCUCCCAGCGCGUAAGCCAAUCGGGGAGCUUCCGUGAGGGAGGAGGCGGGAGCAAAUUUGCCGGGACGAAAGCCGGAAGGCGGGGCUGGAAGGUCUGGAUCAUAGAAGGAGCUGGAUGUGGCUGAGUAUGCAGAUUGGAGAUAAAACCAACAGCAGAGAAGGAUUGGCACAGCAGAGAAGAAAUCACACCGUAUCGGGCCACUCAGUGACUCUAGUAUGCCAUGUUUGUGUUUAUCUUGCAGUCUGCCUCAUGAUCAGGAUACUAAGAAUCCCUUGACGAUUAGUUUGUCGCCAUAAUGACCUCUAAAAACAGAACCAAUGAAAUCAUUAAAAAACUUAAAGCUAGCAAAAAACAUCUGGAGGAGAUAAACGAAAAGCGUGACUCCAACUGCUUUGUGGAAAGAAGCAAUCAAGUCAGUUUAUUGAGAGUUCAAAAGAGGCAUUUCAGUGGUGCCUACCAGUUCUUUACUCACACCCGAAUCAAAGAACCCGUUCCUGACAGUGGCAGGAGCUCCUGGGUCACACUGAGUCUCCUGGUUCACACCGAGAAAAAGCACUUUCCUGCAAAAAAUAAUGCCAUAUUUGGAUAAAGUGUAUCUCCAGAGACACACAGCAAUACAACCUCUCUGAUCCUUCUUCAAUGUCUGUCUUAUUUACAAACAUUAAUUAUAAAAGAAACAAAAAAUCAUUAA